Messenger RNA from Ceratotherium simum simum (southern white rhinoceros), 2958 nucleotides. NCBI's taxonomy places the organism in Eukaryota, Metazoa, Chordata, Mammalia, Perissodactyla, Rhinocerotidae. The record is from RefSeq and is a predicted model, not a curated record.
GGAGGCGGGGUCCCGGCGCUGUGCUCGCGCCCCUAGCGCGCCAGUCCCGGGGCUGCAGGGAGCGCAGCGCGCGCGGCCCGGGCCCCGGCCACCGGACGCCCUACCGGACACGACCCUCCCUGGAGCUUGGACAACUGCCCACCUCGGACACUGCACCGGACACUGCCCCCCACAGGGCUGGACACUACAACGGACACUACUUCCCAGCUCCGGACAUUGCUCUCUUCUCCCCCCAACCCCCACCCCGGGCCCUGGACGCUUUUCCCCCUCCCCCUCCCCCUCCGGGGGCCCAGACACUGAGCCCCCCGCAGGCUCUAGGUAGCAACCCCUGGCACCCCAGCGGCAGACACUGCCUCUUUCCUAUCCUCUUCUCCUUUCUCCUCCUCCCGCCUCAUCUUUCCCCCGCUCGGGUCGGAGCCCCGCCAGCUCCUCUCCGACCCCCUGCAGCUCGGCCCCUGCUGCCCGCGCCCCCAUCCUCCGGCUGCUCGCCCGGAUGCCUCUCCCCGGGGGAUUGUGGUGGCUCCUCUGCUGCCGUCGAGGCUUUACUCUUCUGCACCGGGACUACGGGGACGGCGAGCUUAGCGGGGACGGGGACGAGGACGAGGACGAGGAGACCUUUGAGCUACGGACCCCGAGUCUAGCGGGCGGCGGGAGGGGCCCCCUGGACGUGACGCUGACGCAGCCUGUGAGAAGCGGGCCGGUCUCAGACAGGCUGCAGAGCUGGGAGGAGACGCGGAGCCUCAUCCCAGAGAAGGGGCCCCCAGAGGACGACCCGGACGUCGUCGUGAAAGGCUGGCUGUACCGUGAGCCCCGCGGAGGAGGAGCGCGGCCCUGGUUGCCUCCGCGCCGAGCCUGGUUCGUGCUCACCCGGGACUCCCUGGACCAGUUCAGCAGCAGCGGGAAGGGGGCGCGGCGCCUCGGGAGCCUGGUGCUCACCAGCCUGUGCUCGGUGACUGGCCCAGAGCGCAGGCCCAAGGAGACCGGUCUGUGGUCAGUGAUCGUCUCCGGCCGGAAGCACAGCGUCAGGCUCUGCUCCCCGCGUCAGGCUGAGGCAGAGCGCUGGGCGGUGGCGCUGCGCGAAGUGAUCGCCUCCAAAGCGCCGCUGGAGACCCCCACCCAGCUGCUGCUCAGGGACAUUCAGGAGAGUUGUGGGGACCCGGAGGCCGUGGCCCUUAUUUACCGACGGAACCCGAUUCUGAGGCACACCAGUGGGGCUUUGUAUGCCCCACUCCUGCCCCUGCCCUAUGGAGCCAGCCCACCAGGUCCAGGAUACGCACCCUUGCGCGAGGAGGCGGUUAGGCUGUUCCUGGCUCUGCAGGCGCUGGAGGGGGCGCGGUGCCCCGGGCCCCUGAUGCAGGGUGUGCUCCAGACCUGCCGGGACCUGCCUGCACUCCGCGACGAACUCUUCCUGCAGCUGGCUAAGCAGACCUCGGGCCCCGCGGGCCCCCCCGGGCCCCCGGCUACCCAAGACCCCGCGGCCCUGCGGUACUGGCAGCUCCUCACUUGCAUGAGCUGCACCUUCCGGCCUGGGGGAGCUGUACGGGGGCACCUCCUGGGUCAUCUGGAGAGGACCGAGCAGGCGCUCCCGGACUCGGAACUGGCGGAAUAUGCGCGCUUCAUCCGGAAAGCGCUGGGCCGGACGCGCGGCCGAGAGCUGGUACCGUCGCUGGCCGAGAUUUCCGCGCUGAGCCGACGGCAGGAGCUAUUGUGCACCGUGCACUGUCCGGGGGCUGGUGCCUGCCCUGUGGCCAUAGAUUCUUACACCACGGCAGGGGAGGUUGCUCGAGAGCUGGUGGGUCGGCUGGGCUUGGCCCCGAGCCGCAACGCUUUCGCAUUGUACGAGCAGCGAGGGGCCCAGGAGCGAGCCCUGGCUGGGGGGACUCUCGUGGCCGACGUGCUCACCAGGUUUGAGAAUUUGGCCGCUGAGGAAGCUAGGCUGGAGGACUCGCCGGACUCAGGUUGGAGACUGUGUCUGCGUCUUCACGGACCUCUGCACCCUGAGGGGCUGUCCCCAGACGGUCACGAACUGCCUUUCCUCUUUGAGCAGGUAAGGAUCUCCAGCAUUCACGCCCCCAUAAAAGACCCCGACCCUGAACCCCUCCCUUCCUGGGCCAUCUCAUUUAAUCGUUCUGGCAACCCCGCGGGAGGCUUCACUCGAACCCAGACCUCGGAUUCCACACCCCGAGGGCGCGGUGGGGCCGGCCGCACGGCGGGAAGCGCGGCCCGCGAGGGAGGAAGUGGCGCCGGCACGGCGGCUGCUGUGCUGGGCGGCUGGAAGCGGCUACGGGGCAUGGGCCGAGCUGAGGCCAUGGCUGCCUACCUGGCUCUGGCGGCGCAGUGUCCAGGGUUCGGCGCUGCUCGGUAUGACGUUCUGGAGCUGAGCACGGAGCCUGGUGGGGGCGCUCCACAGAAGCUAUGCCUGGGCCUGGGAGCCAAGACCAUGUCCCUCUCGCGACCGGGUGAGACAGAGCCCAUCCACAGUGUCAGCUAUGGCCAUGUGGCCGCCUGCCAGCUAAUGGGCCCCCACACCCUGGCAUUGAGGAUGGGAGAGAGCCAGCUCCUCCUGCAGAGUCCCCAGGUGGAAGAGAUCAUGCAGCUGGUGAAUGCCUACUUGGCCAACCCCUCCCUUGAGAGGCCCUGCAGCAGCCCUUCUCCUCCACGCCAAGACCUGCCAGACACCUCCCCUCCCAGCCAGCACCCGGGCCUGGACGAGCCCCAGGGACAGUCUGGCUGUUUGGGGCAGCUGCAGGACUGAGCCUGCCAAGAGGUCAUGACCUCCCUCCUGCCUCCAGCCUGGACCUGGACUGUUCUGCGAUUUGAGGGAAUCAUGGACCCUUUUGGCCCUGCAGGGACAGGGCACACCUCACACCCAAGGGCUGCCAUGGGUGCAGACAAUUUUCUAGUUUGUUUCUUAAUUUAUUUGUAGAAGAGAAGCAAAAAAAUCCUUAUUUACACAAA